Aureococcus anophagefferens is the source of this 3447-nucleotide messenger RNA. RefSeq lists its product as hypothetical. The record is from RefSeq and is a predicted model, not a curated record. Lineage: Eukaryota; Pelagophyceae; Pelagomonadales; Pelagomonadaceae. The transcript has 6 exons. The coding region runs from base 1 to 3447 and encodes 1148 amino acids.
AUGUGCCUCACCCUCGUCCUUGCGGCCCUCGCAGCUGCUGGGAUCGUUGCACAAUUCUGCAUAUUCGCGGAGCGGCGGGCCCUCAAAGACGGCCAUCCCAUCGCAGCGCGCCGCCAAAACGCUGCACAAUGUCGACGCCCGAACGAAGGCAUCCCCGACGCUGCGGAGGCACAUCCCCAGUCCCGAUCCCGGCGCAUAACACUCGGACGCCAUCGCGAGCGCCGCGAAGAAAAGCCCAUGCAACGACUGCACCGUGCCGCUUCAACAGGGGACAAACUCGAGCUCAGAAUCCAGGAGGCCGGCAGUGAACCACCCCACGACACCAAGCACCACUACCCCACCCACCCUGAGUCGCGACUUGCUCAAAAUGAGUGGUCAAAACAGCUGCAACAUGGGGUCAACGAAGCCUGUGAACCACCCGUUCUGGCCGAUCGGCAGCUGGAGAGCUGCUCGGCCAUGACCUCCACACGGUCGAAAUUUAUGAUCGAGCGUCAAAACGAGCAGUUUGAUCAAGCUCGAGAUCAAAACUGCAUGUUUCACUACUCCUCUCCCCCAUUUCUGACGCUUUGCGCAGUGCUAAGUAUCUCAGCCGCGUUUGCUCACGUGCCGUGCCAUCGUGUUGACGGCCGCAUCGUAGUGCAUGCAUCCAGUGGUGAAAGGCUGGACGUCUCAUUGAAUUCCUUGUUGGUUGUAGACUUCGGUCGGGGCUGCGUGCGGGUGGUCGUACGUGUGCGUAUUCAUGAUGACGGGUCUGAAUUCGACGACUCGGUCGCUGCCGCUUUUUCAGACUUUUGUGUUCAGUACGGUGGGUCACGGAGGUGGGUCUUCGAGCUUGAGAGGACCCGGCUACCGUUGUGGAGUGAACUGAUAUGGGAUGGGGUCGCGGAUGGGUCCUGUGUAAUCCUCGAUUCAAACGAUGGACCCCCGAGUCCCGACAUGUACUCAUGGCUAGGGCGAGCAAGAGACGCUUAUGGUGCACGUGGUGACGUGAUCGCGUUCUCAAUCAGUGCGGAACUGGAGAUUCCAAUUUCACCACAAUCGACUUCAUUUGAAAUGCCAUUCGAGGAAACAUUUUUUGCACGUUUUUUUGGUACUCGACCAAAGCUGUUCUCUCCUGUCCCUGCUCGAUGGCGGGAACUGCUCGCAACAACCUCGGGUGCAAGCGUUGGGGAGCAGCUGCCAGGGUCACGAUCAGGCAUAUAUGGCUCANACACUGNGAUACAUGCUCCUAGACAUAUUCCCCUCAGUAAAUUCCCGGCACAGCCGGACAUGUUCAAUCGGUUUGGCAACCUCGUGACAGUUAACACCCAACAUUGCCGUCAUACGGCUGAAAUAACAACAGAGAUUCUACCAACGGCAGAGCGGAGAUAUCGAUGUGCCCGGGCGGGGGUUGGUCGCUUUAAUUACUCCCAGUAUAACUCAGCUAUGAAACUAGAGGUAUGCGUUGUGUUGACCGCAUACAACAAUGCAAAUACACUGAGAAUGUCGCUUCUGUCGAUCUUAGGCCAGUCGCACACAAAUGUGACUGUGGUGGCCGUGGAUGAUGCUUCAAGCGACGGGACUGCGUGCCUUGUGCACGAUGCGAGUGUUAUCCAUUCUCGUGUGAGACCCCUGCUCCUGGAAGCAAGGUCGCCAGGUGGCGUGGGUCACUCAGCAAAUGUCGGCCGGGGGAACUGCCCCAAAUCUGCACGUUACGUGGCAUUCCUAGACGCGGAUGAUGUAAUGGAACCAAAUGCGCUACAGCAGCUCGCUACACUCGCUGCGACCCUUGACCUCGAUGUUGCUAUCGGUGAUUUUGUCCGUGUCACCUCUACAUUCUCUCGGGUUCUCGCGCCAGCGUACGACCGCCACGUCACCAAGACCCUUCCUAGAAACUCUCUCAUGAAUCCUGUAGCAACUCCAGAACUUUUCCGCCUUUCUCCCGUUCCGUGGCGCAAACUUUACGACAUGAGGCUUUUAGAAUCGCAGAAUCUUCGCUUCCCGGAGGGCGAUUUUUUUUUCGAAGAUAAUACUUUCCACUGGGAUGUGCUUCUGCAUGCAAAUCGGGUCGCUUACAUAGACGAGACAAUCAUCAAGCACGUCGUUGGGGGAGAACGUCAAACGACAGCCUACCUGAGCGACUCCGGACACGCAACUGCCCUCUCCGGAUUCUUCGCAAAUUUACGAAUUAUACAAUCGUUGCUCUUGCAACACAAAACAUCGCAUAGAAUCACAACUACUUUCAAAACCGACGCUGUCUCCGAGUUCAUCACCUUCAUGAGCCGGAGCAAAUGGGUCGCAAGAAUGCAACCAACGCUGCUUCUUCGCAAGAAAUUUGGAAGGGUUCUAGUAAGACUCGUCGAAGCCUUCAUUGACAUGUCAAAUUCAAAUUCACUGCGCUACCUUCUCGAGUCAAACAGACUUAUUGAUUUUAGAGCUCGUCCGCCUCCCAAGCCGCAGCUCAGUGUUGUCGUUCCUUGCCGGAACGCCCAUCCGUCUCUUUCACCUCUCCUGGUCAAGCUGCUUGGGGUCAGUGACCGUGACGUUAAUAUUGAGGUCUUCGUAGUUGACGACGGAUUAGAUGUCAACUCACUGGAACUCGUCGCAGCGAUUGCCAAAAGUGCCCUCACGGGCAACGUGUACGUGCUCAAUUCCGCAACUUCAGGCGCUGGCAAAGCAAGGAACAGCGCACUGCCGCUUCUUGAAGGUGACUUCACUCUCUUUGUGGAUGCAGAUGACGACGUCAACAUUGAUGCUCUCAUCGAAGUGCUCAGGUUUACACAAAACAAGCAGGACGGCGAUCUCGUAUUCAUUCCCUAUGAAAUUAACACGCCCGGCGCUGUCAGAGAUAUGUGGCAGUCAGACCGAUCGGCUUUUAUCGAUGUCACCGAAAGUGGUUCUCAGGCUGAUGCCAGUCAAUAUCAACGACGAGCUUUCCUGAAGAGCCUCAGUCUCACAAAUUAUCCUUGGAAUAGAUUCACUCGCACAGAGCUUCUCCACAAUCAUGAUAUCUACUUUGGCUCUACUGCUGUCCAUAAUGAUGUUCGAUUCCAUUGGACUACAAUCGCAGCGGCAAAGGGCAAGAUUGCCUUCUAUGAUGCAGGCAUACCGUUAAUCACCCACGCCAAGGACAUUCAUCCGACGCUCACUUCUAUUGUCGAUGCAACGAGAACGCAGGUCUUCGAUGCACUCGAGGAGACCAGGCGUGCUCUCAAUCCAGACUUCUUUGCCGACGCAGAUGCAACACAAGCCUGGCGCACUUUCACGAUUAAACUUACCAAAUGGGCGGCGCCAAGGAUAAACUUCCGUCUGCACCACAAGGCUCGGAAUCAAUGCAUGCAUGCUUUAGUUUUUGAGUCAGAUACUUUCGAGAACAAACAGCGAGCCCGAACGAUGUGUACUUCCAGCUUCCCAUUUGGCUCUGAAAGCGAUCAAGAGACCUCAUAUGCUGCAAAUCGUGCACUGUAA